Messenger RNA from Penicillium pulvis, 942 nucleotides. Its product is annotated as hemolysin III family protein. Lineage: Eukaryota; Fungi; Ascomycota; Eurotiomycetes; Eurotiales; Aspergillaceae. Gene Ontology annotation, molecular function: signaling receptor activity. Gene Ontology annotation, cellular component: membrane. The record is from RefSeq and is a predicted model, not a curated record. Bases 1 to 942 code for a protein of 313 amino acids. The transcript is spliced from 3 exons.
AUGCUACCAUCACCACGUCAACGAAAGCCAUUAUCGCCUCAUAUAACACCCAUAACGAGCCAACUACAAUCCCUACAGCUGAAAAGUACACCCACUCAACACCUACUGUCUUACAACGACGUCCCAGAAUGGUACUCAGACAAUCCAUACAUCCUCACAGGCUACCGCCCCAUUUCAAAUUCCACUCAAAAUUGUCUAUCCAGUCUCUUCUACCUGCAUAAUGAGUCAAUCAACAUUUACUCCCAUCUGAUCCCUGCGAUAGGAUUCCUCCUCGCUGAGUGGACACUCUACCAAUACGUUCAAACAUGGUACCCCCACACCCCAGUCCGGGACAAGAUAAUCUUCGCGUUCUUCUUGCUGACAGCGACGAUCUGCCUGGGGAUGUCGGCGGCUUUUCAUACAUUCAUGAACCAUUCGGAAGGUAUCUGUAAUCUCUGGUUGCAACUCGAUUUUAUCGGGAUCGUUAUUCUGACUCUGGGUGAUUUUGUUUCCGGUAUUAAUAUGGUCUUUUAUUGUGAAGAUGAUUUGAAAAUCAUAUAUUGGGGGAUGAUCGGAACACUCAGUUUGAUAUCACUCAUCAUACUUGUGAAUCCAAAAUUCCAAGGUCUCCGCUGGCGCACUUUUCGCGUUGGAACUUUCAUGGCAAUGGGUCUUAGUGGUAUCGCACCUCUUAUCCAUGGAAUUGCCCGUUUCGGCUUCAUGCAGAUGAUGAAGCAGUCCGGGGCGCCAUUCUAUAUUGCUGAGGGACUGCUUCUUGGACUUGGAGCUGCUGUUUACACUACCCGAGUACCAGAAUCUCUGGGUCCUGGGAAAUUUGAUAUUCUCGGAUCCUCUCAUCAGAUCUUUCAUGUCUUAGUGGUGCUUGCGACAACCUUACAGCUUGUCGGGAUUCUAUCUGCAUUAGAUUACAAUUACCAUCAUCGGGUCUGUGGUUUUUCAUAA